Molecule: messenger RNA, 2406 nt
Organism: Ceutorhynchus assimilis (cabbage seed weevil)
Lineage: Eukaryota; Metazoa; Arthropoda; Insecta; Coleoptera; Curculionidae
Source: the annotation of a GenBank genome assembly
UAUGUACAUAAUUCCAUUUGUUUAUCGCGUUUUCAAAAGAUGAUCGCUCAUUUUGGUAUAAAUACCAAACUGCCGAAAUUUUUCCACAACUACGCAAAGUUACGUGAUACAUUUAAUUGCAGUGGACAAUCGUCUACAAAAAUGAGUUCCAGAAUUUUCAAGUUUUUGACCACUUCUUCAGAGAAUAGUUCUGCAUAUACUUGCAUCGUGCCAACCAAGGAUUCGAAAAGAAAUAUUUCAGGGCAAGCAAAUCUAGAGCAGAUCACCGGUGUCCAUCAGUUAGAAAGCCGCAUCAUGGAAAAAGACAGGCUGGGUCAAUGGGGAAACGGAGAUAAUGUUGCCCCUGGAAGCGAGAGCGGAAUUGACCGGUUAAAAAAUCCAGGUUUAAACAAGGGUCUGGCAUUUUCCUUUGAAGAACGACAAGCCCUUGGCAUCCAUGGACUUUUACCUCCUCGUGUUUACACUCAAGAAGACCAAAUGCAACAUUGCAAAAUUUGCUUCGACAGACUUGAUGACCCUCUUAACAAGUACCUAUUUUUAAUGGGCUUAUUGGAUAGAAAUGAAAAACUGUUCUAUAAAUUCGCCAGAGAAUAUGUGCAAGAGAUAAUGCCUGUAGUUUAUACUCCAAUCGUCGGUCUGGCGUGCCAAAAUUUUGGACUUGUAUAUAGGAGACCUAGAGGUCUAUUUAUAACCAUUUACGAUAAAGGCCAUGUUUAUGAAGUAAUCAAAAACUGGCCAGAAAGUGAUGUCAGAGUAAUUGUUGUAACUGACGGAGAACGUAUUCUUGGUCUUGGUGAUUUAGGUGCCUGCGGUAUGGGCAUUCCUAUUGGAAAGCUCUCGCUCUAUACGGCUUUGGCCGGCAUCAAGCCACACCAAUGUCUGCCAAUCACAAUCGACGUUGGGACCAAUAAUCAAAAGUUUUUAAAUGAUCCUUUGUAUAUUGGAUUGAAGCAGGAAAGAGUUAGAGGACAAGAAUAUGAUGAUCUCAUUGAAGAAUUUAUGGAGGCUGUAGUAAAACGUUUCGGUCAAAAUUGCUUAAUACAGUUUGAAGAUUUUGGCAACUCCAAUGCUUUCCGUUUACUCGAAAAAUACAGAAAUUCUUAUUGUACUUUUAACGAUGAUAUACAGGGAACAGCAAGUGUAGCAGUGGCCGGUCUAUUGGCAUCGCUGAGAAUCACUAAGAGAAAGCUAAGCGAUAACGUAAUUGUGUUCCAAGGAGCUGGUGAAGCCAAUUUGGGAAUUGCUCAAUUGUGUACCAUGGCUAUGCAAGCUGAAGGUACCAGUGAACAAGAAGCCCGUUCUAAAAUCUGGAUGGUGGACUCAAAAGGUUUGAUCGUAAAAGAUCGUCCAGAAGGAGGUGUUUCCGUUCACAAAGCACCCUACGCGCAAAAUCACGCUCCAAUUAAGACUCUCACGGAGGUGGUUAAGCAGGUCAAACCUUCGAUUCUUGUAGGCGCUGCAGCUAUUAGUGGUGCCUUCACUGAGGAGAUUUUGAAGGAAAUGGCUAAGAACAAUAAACAACCCGUUAUUUUUGCUUUGAGUAAUCCCACAGACAAGGCUGAGUGUACCGCGGAGCAGGCUUAUAAAGCUACCAAUGGUACUUGCGUAUUCGCCAGUGGUAGUCCCUUCGCCCCAGUAACUCUUAACGGAAAAACAUUUUCACCUGGACAAGGAAAUAAUGCGUACAUUUUCCCCGGUGUAGGUCUUGGAGUCAUGUGCGCUGGAAUUAAAAAUGUUGGUGAAGAUCAUUUCCUUAUAGCUGCCGAAGCAUUAGCCGAGAUGGUCACGGAAGAAGACCUCGAAAAGGGAAGCAUCUACCCACCACUUUCAAAAGUAACUGAAUGUUCAGUCAGCAUUGCUACUAAACUUCUUGAGUAUUCCUAUUCAAAAGGAAAUGCAUCUGUAUUCCCUGAACCAAAACACAAGGAAAGUUUUGUGCGUGCUCAAAUGUACAAUACGGAUUAUGCUCCCGCAAUACCCAGCAUUUACUCAUUUCCCAAACUAUAAGCAAAACAUUAAAAUUAACAAUUUUUGUGAGGUAUCAAAAGAUGUAAAAGUCGGCAGGGCGAGAAUAUAAUGCAUUAAUUUGUUAAUAACCUAUUUGGUACGAGUUUAUUCACUGAAUAGUUGGAAAUAAUGUGUUGAUUACUAUGCUGUCAUUUACCUUCGUUGAUGAGGCACAUAAAUUAGUACCUAUAUUAUUAUAAUAAUUCACAAUAGAUAAUGAAAAUAUUGUGCAAAAUCUGUGUUAUUUGUAAAUUGUGUUAGGUGAUAGAAUAAAGCAAAUGAAAUGUUAUAAUUACUUUAUAGCCCAUGGAAAUUUUAUUUAUAGUUAGGUACCUAUUGUUUUAUUUGACAUAAUUUUAUUGAGUACCUAUUUUAAUAUAAGAGUGUUGCAAAAAAUAA